This is a messenger RNA of Monodelphis domestica (gray short-tailed opossum), 300 nucleotides long. Lineage: Eukaryota; Metazoa; Chordata; Mammalia; Didelphimorphia; Didelphidae. The record is from RefSeq and is a predicted model, not a curated record.
AUGCGGGCGGGGGUCGCGCCCCCCAGCGCCCUCCCGCAGCAGCCGGAGCAGCAGCAGCAGCAGCAGCAGCGAGCCGAGAGAACAAGGUCCAGCAGCCAGGCAGUCAGCCUGGGCUCGGCGCCCUGCCCCAGCAGCAGCAGCAGCAGCAACCAGAGGAGGAGGAGGGUGAGGAGGAGGAGGAGAAGGAGGAGGAAGAAGAGAAGGAGGCGCGAGUGGGCUGCUGCUGCUGCCGCUCCUGCGAGCGGCCCGGGCGGCAGCGCUGCGCUGCUAAGGGAGCCGAGGCUGCGUGGGUGUAUUUAA